Messenger RNA from Pocillopora damicornis (cauliflower coral), 834 nucleotides. RefSeq names its product somatostatin receptor type 5-like. NCBI's taxonomy places the organism in Eukaryota, Metazoa, Cnidaria, Anthozoa, Scleractinia, Pocilloporidae. The record is from RefSeq and is a predicted model, not a curated record.
AUGCAGCCUUUCUCCUCAAAUUCGCAGUGUAUUCCAUGGCUUGUGGUCCUCAUCAUCGAAUGUCUGGCCAUAGUUGUCCUUAAUAUCAUCACCGUUGUUGUCUUUGUGAAGAAAAAGCGCCAGCUACAGCGGCAGAGUACAUAUUUGAUCAUCCAUCUGGCGAUAGUCGAUCUCUUAGUGGGCCUAGUCUCUGGGCCACUACAGAUUGAACACAUGAUGGGGUGGUUCUGUCCACUAUGGAAUUACAGACAAAGGACUGUUUGGCCUCAUAAUUUAUCUUUUGCAUUUUUACAUUUAUUCUCGUUCACUUCCCUUAUAAACCUUAUUGCUGUCUCCUUAGAACGGCUACACGCAACAUUUUGUCCAUUCAGGCAUCGCUUUGUGAGGAAAUGGGUUCAUAGAGCCGUAAUUAUUGUCAUUUGGUUAAUACCUAUUGUUAGAGAAGCAGCUCAAAUUUUCUUAAGGGGAAUUGCUGAUCUAGUGGUAAUUAAUAUUUACUUGUAUAUCCCAUUUUAUGCAGUUUCUCUAUUUAUUAUCUGUGUAACUUACAUCCUCAUUAUUAUCAAAGUACGGCGUAGUCGUCAUCCUCAAUUCCAUUCAAGGUUCAAAAGAGAAAGAAAACUGACGGGUACUGCGCUCAUCGUCUCACUCGUAUCUUUACUUUGUCUUCUACCAGCGAUGAUAUACGCAGCAUGGCCUCGCCACUCCUCCACUUAUUUCAUAAAUUGUCAUAUUUAUAUGGCUGUGGUAGUUCUAUUUUUAGCUAACUCACUUGUAAAUCCUAUAAUUAUACUCUUCGGAUGCCAGGACUCAGAGAAGGUUUAUUACAGCUAG